GGACCCGAUUCGGUUCUGGGGCUCGUACGGUAGAUUCGGAGAGAUGCUUUGUUUCUACUUGGAAGAUCAGGAGCAGCUGUUGUCCCGCUAGAAAGGACGGGCUCACGGCCAGGUUUGUGCAGCUUUGCACAGGACAAUCAGCGCGCACAGGUCUUGCCCUUGUUUCGUGAUGCAAUCGCUUUACAAAUUACAGUUAGAAACACGAUAGGUCGCUACUAUUGCACAUUUUCUAGGUUUUGCAAGAAACUUCUCUACGAUCACAAGGAGAAUGAUGGUUCAAAAGAACUCCGAAGCUUGUAUAGCUGAUACGAAGGGACUAGGACGGGCUACGGAUGAAUGUUCUGAGCUUGUGGAGGAUUGAUGGCGGCAGGCAUUUGCAGCAUUGGCUUGAAUCAGUCACUUGGCGGGCGAGUGGCCUCCUAGCUAGUGCCCAGCUCCCUUCCUGGCAUUGCUUCCACUUCUGUCUGACAAGCUUGUCAAGCCCUUCAUUGACCUUGAAGCGAGCACUGCCCUCAUGGCAAUCACUCACGAACCUUUAAUCACGUCUUGGGAAUGCUGAAGCUCCCAUUUGUUUGGUGCUCUAGCCGCCUUAUCCUGACUCUGUACAUAGUUCUCUGCAAAUAUGGGACAAGUUGGAUCAAGGAGCAACCACGGUCCUGCUUCCUCGCACCACGUCAACUCGACAGCAGAGCAGGAAAAGCUGACGCGCAAUUCGAAGGAUUCAGAGAAGCCAGUGCUUUAUUCUGAAGGUGUAGUGUGGCAAAACUACGAGCUCGACUUGGAAGGGACGACCAGGCUGGCUUGGCAUAUUAGGUCUGCGUCUGUUGAGUAUGGCCAGGAUCUGAGUGGCGGCUUGGCAUUGGGCUUGGUAGGAGAAAUCCUGAUGAAAGGAGCAAUCGCUUACAGAUUCAUGUCAGAAAAGGCUUCAGUGCGAGAAAGUGGUGGGGACGUGGAUGUGGAGGGCCGGGUCUAUGUGCAGGACCUUGCGUCGGGGCUGCAACUGAGGGGCGAGGCGAUGACUUGGAGCCCUGAAAGCCAGACACUGCGUCUGCAUGGCGGUGUCGCCGCUUGUCGCGGUUCGAGUUUCUGGCUUCGGGGCCCCGCCCUCAAUCUUGUUUCGAGUGUCUCAGCAGCACCACGGAGAAAGCAAGGGCAGAGCUCUAACUUCCUCCAGCCAGCAAAGCAGCCGCACAAGAGCUCGGCUUUUCUUGGUCUGGUUGCUCCUAAAGGGUGGUCUGGGUGUUUGAAUGUAGAGGGGCCUGCUCAUGCAUGGAUUGUGUCCCCAUCGACAAUAAUCGGCGGCAGGCAAGCAGCACAGAAGGAAGCGCGUCGUAUAGUGAGCAAGCUUGUUGCUGCCCCUAUGGUUGAAUCGCGGCCAUGGACAAGUAAGAUUGAGAAGCCAAUUUGCGCGCCACCAUCUGAUAGAAACGGAGCUUUGCUGCCGGGAAAGCCGUCUCCUAUAGGAAGGGAUAAUGAGAGGAGAUCGGCAUCGUACAAGCGUAGCCGGCAAGGUAGGGAAAACAUAGAGAUUCAGAUCGAAGUAAGCGAUGGGUUGACUUGGGACCUAGCGACUGAUGCUCUGGCAUCGGAUGGCAACAUUUCGGUAUGGUGUGACAAAGUUUUUGAUCGUCCGAGGUGACUGUCGGGAGAGUCCAAAAUGAAGCGCCAAUAUGAGCCCAUUACCGGAGAUUUGUUCCAGUGAAUACGUGCUUCCUUAUCAAACCGUCAUGUACACGCAAGAGCACGCCAAUUGCAAACACAAACCCAAAUGGGCG
Messenger RNA from Klebsormidium nitens, 1775 nucleotides. NCBI's taxonomy places the organism in Eukaryota, Viridiplantae, Streptophyta, Klebsormidiophyceae, Klebsormidiales, Klebsormidiaceae. The record is from the annotation of a GenBank genome assembly.